GCCAACGGCUACAAUACCGUUUCUCUUUCUCUCUCUCUCUCUCUUUGUCAUAAGCGACAUUUUUAUCGGACCAGCAAACCUCGGAGAAAACCUCGGAGUCAUCGAAACCGAUGACUCGCACGACAAUCUCGGAAAAUCUGGCGAAAAACCAAACCUCGGUUCAGUUCCUCGGCAAUUAAUCGCCACCACCCUUUCUUUUUAAUUUUUUUUGGUUCGGUUCCAUUUUUUUAUUAUUAAGCUCUCAUUUUUAGCCCAUUUCUCUUCGGUUCUUUCUCUCCCCGUCAGAAUCCACAGUCUCUCCCUUCGCAUUUCUCUUCUUUACCCACUUUUUAGUAAAGAGAGUUGUGUGUUGUGUUGUGUUGUGGUUUGUUUUGUUUCUAAGGGGGUUUGGGACUUGAAUCUUUGUUAGAUGUUAGAACGCCAACUACAAAGAUUUCAUCUUUGAAGCCGGGAGAUUGAAGAGUUUGAUUUUCAUUGUGUUUUGGGUUCUGGGUUUUUCAUAUUAUUGAAAAUUUCAGAAAAGAUUUUGUUUGUUUGGUCUGGGAUUCCUGUGAUUUUGUAUAGAUUGUUUUUCACAGUUUUGUGUGGUUUUCGUUUUUGGGUAUUCUUUAGAAAGUUGGGGUUCUUUGAUCAAAUUUUGAUUGAAGAGCCUGAAAAUAUUGAUGGAUUCGUACAGCUUUUCGAACGGAAAAAUGUAAUUGGAGUUAGAUAACGAGAAACGGGUCCUGAGUUUCUUGUUGGGGUUCAAGUUAUUUGAACACAAUGUCUGCUGCUGGUGUUGCUUUGAGUCCGAUUCGCAAAGAAUCAGUGAAUUCUGCCGGGCAUUAUCGAAGCGGGGAAGGAUCCAUUCUUGUAUACCUUACUGUUGCUGGAUCUGUGAUUCCUAUGCGGGUGUUGGAGUCCGAUUCAAUAUCAUCAGUGAAACUUAGGAUCCAGACAUGUAAAGGGUUUGUAGUGAAGAAGCAGAAGCUAGUUUAUGGAGGUAGAGAAUUGGCUAGGAAUGAUACGCUCAUCAAGGACUAUGGUGUCACUGGUGGGGAUGUUCUGCAUUUGGUUCUAAAGCUCUCUGAUCUCCUGUUGAUCACUGUUAGGACCAUUUGUGGAAAGGAGUUUGAAUUUCAAGUUGAUAGGUAUCGAAAUGUCGGGUAUAUCAAGCAACGUAUUUGGAAGAAAGAGAAAGGUUUGGCUGAUCUUGAGGAUAAAGAACUUUUCUGCAAUGGUAAGAGACUCGAGGACCAGGUUCUCGUCGAUGAUAUUUGCAAUAACGAUGAUGCUGUGAUUCAUUUGGUGGUUCAGAAAUCUGCCAAAGUUAGAGCUAAACCUGUUGAGAAAGAUUUGGAACUUUUGGUUGUGGCAGCAACAGAAAAUGAAAGGAGAGAUGGAAGAGUUCAAGGAGAAAAGCAACCGGGGGAGCUUCAAGUUGUAAAAAGAGAGCCACCGGUUAGAGAUUUCUCUUUGGAACCGAUUACCAUUAAUCCCAAGGCCAAAUUGCCCUCGUUUAUGUGGGAUAUGAUUAACUCUACAUUUGAUGGUUUGGAGAGAGGCAAUCAACCCAUCAGGUCCUCUGAAGGCACAGGAGGAGCUUAUUUUAUGCAAGAUUCAUUGGGUCUAGAGUACGUUUCCGUUUUCAAGCCUAUUGAUGAGGAGCCUAUGGCUGUAUAUAAUCCUACGGGUCUACCUGUGUCAACAAAUGGAGAAGGUUUGAAAAGGGGGACAAAGGUUGGAGAAGGAGCAUUGAGAGAAGUUGCAACUUAUGUAUUGGAUCAUCCAAGAAGUGGGCCUCGUAUCCUAUCAGGUGAAGCGAUAGGCUUUGCUGGUGUACCUCCUACAGCCUUGGUCCGCUGCUUGCACAAAGGAUUUAAUCAUCCAGAAGGGUAUGAUUGCACAUCAAAGAAUGUUAAAAUUGGCUCACUGCAAUUGUUCAUGAAGAACGAUGGAAGUUGCGAGGACAUUGGUCCUGGGUCUUUCCCUGUGGAUGAGGUACACAAGAUCAGUGUGCUUGACAUAAGAAUGGCCAAUGCAGAUAGGCAUGCUGGGAACAUAUUGUUCCGCAAAAGGGAGGAUGGUCAGACUGUUCUCAUUCCAAUUGAUCAUGGCUACUGCUUGCCUGAGAUUUUUGAAGAUUGCACCUUUGAUUGGCUUUACUGGCCGCAAGCCCGUCAGCCUUACUCUCCUGACACUGUGGAUUACAUAAAUUCACUAGAUGCUGAACAAGAUAUAGCACUUCUGAAAUUUUAUGGAUGGGACAUUCCACUUGAGUGUGCCCGCACACUCCGUGUAUCUACCAUGCUUCUGAAGAAAGGAGUAGAGAGAGGUCUCACUCCCUUUGCCAUUGGAAGCAUCAUGUGCAGAGAAAAUUUGACAAAGGAAUCUGUGAUUGAGGAGAUUGUUCGUGAAGCCAAGGAUUCCUUGCUCCCUGGCAUGAGUGAAGCUGUGCUUCUUGAAGCAGUCUCCCAAAUCAUGGACUCCCAGCUUGACAAGCUUGCAUAAUAAUUUUACUUUGAUUUAUAAGGCAUAUAUAUUAUAUAUGUAUGUAUUGAUUGAAUGGCUGGUCCACUUUUGGAUGGACUGAUGAAGAUUGUACAAAAUGCAGAUGGCUUCUCUUGUUUAUCUACAUUGGGCUGAAGCUUUUGUUUUUCUUCCACUUUUGUGAACGGGUGGUACCUGGGGUUGUAUCAGUAGGUUGAAUCGAAGUUUUAAGGUCGUGAAUAAGAUGUGUUCGGCAGGAUUUUCUGAGAUACUACAGGGCUUUAAUGGGAGCUUAAAUUAAUGUGUACAUACAUGCUAAUAUCUAGAUUUCUACCAUGAAGGCUCAUCAAUUGGCCUCAGCUUAAGUGGUUGUGAGUUUUUAUAGCCAUUUAAGGUAGAUAAAGUGUUUCUUUCAACUGUUGUAAGCCUGAGUUUGUUUCUGUGUAUUGGAGGGAGAACAUAUUAUAUUGACCGGAAUCUAUUAAUAUUUAUAAAUUGGUGUACAUUGUGCCCAAGUUCCUUUUUA
This is a messenger RNA of Quercus lobata, 2995 nucleotides long. Its product is annotated as phosphatidylinositol 4-kinase gamma 4-like. Gene Ontology annotation, molecular function: protein binding. The record is from RefSeq and is a predicted model, not a curated record. NCBI's taxonomy places the organism in Eukaryota, Viridiplantae, Streptophyta, Magnoliopsida, Fagales, Fagaceae. The transcript is spliced from 2 exons. Bases 763 to 2490 code for a protein of 575 amino acids.